Fundulus heteroclitus (mummichog) is the source of this 1890-nucleotide messenger RNA. Its product is annotated as low affinity immunoglobulin gamma Fc region receptor II-like. Bases 65 to 1435 code for a protein of 456 amino acids. Gene Ontology annotation, biological process: cell surface receptor signaling pathway. Lineage: Eukaryota; Metazoa; Chordata; Actinopteri; Cyprinodontiformes; Fundulidae. Gene Ontology annotation, molecular function: transmembrane signaling receptor activity. The transcript is spliced from 14 exons. The record is from RefSeq and is a predicted model, not a curated record.
CGGUGAUAUCUGCAGCUGAACUUCAAAGACAUGGGACUGUCAGAACAAAGCAGAAGCCUUUGUGAUGAGCUGUGCAGCAGGUCUGGAUGUGAGGAUGGAGAACGCUCUGCUCUGCAUGCUGGCCUUUUUCUUGCUCAGUGCUCUCAUCUAUGAUCAUGCUGAUGCUCAGUCUGAACCAGGAAGAAGAGCCGGCGCUGAAAAGGCAGAUAAACCCAGAGCCUCACUGUCACCAGAGAAAACAAUCCUACCAGCAGGGGGCAGUGUAGAACUACGAUGCUCUGUGUCCAGCUCUGCUGGCUGGAAGUUUGACUGGUUCAGACAGGAGUCAGUGUCUUCUCCAGCUCAGCUCAUCAGAACCAAUGAACCAGAUGGAGUCCUCAGAGUCUCAGAGGGAGGUGUGUACAGCUGCAGAGGAGGAAGAGGAGAUCCAGUUUUCUACACUGAAACCAGCACAGAGGUCACCAUUCAGGAAACUGUUUCUAAGCCGACUGUGAUCCUGCAACCCAACUGGUCUGAGAUAUUCAGAGGAGAGACAGUCACUCUGAGAUGUGAGAUCCAGGGAGGUGGAGGAGCUCAGUGGACGUAUGAAUGGAGAACAAUCUUGUCGACUUAUUAUAAUAAUCUUCACAACACUGAAGACAAGAUCACUCCAGCUGACAGCGGCAGAUACAGCUGUAGAGGAACAAGAAACUAUCUGUUCACACCAUGGAGUGAUGAUAUCUCAGUAACUGUUUCAGAUAAACCCAGAGCCUCACUGUCAGCAGAUAGAACAAUCCUACCAGCAGGGGACAGUGUAGCACUACGAUGCUCUGUGUCCAGCUCUGCUGGCUGGAAGUAUGACUGGUUCAGACAGGAGUCAGUGUCUUCUCCAGCUCAGCUCAUCAGAACCAAUGAACCAGAUGGAGUCCUCAGAGUCUCAGAGGGAGGUGUGUACAGCUGCAGAGGAGGAAGAGGAGAUCCAGCUUUCUACACUGAAACCAGCACAAAGGUCACCAUUCAGGAAACUGUAGCCCCGUCCACUCCUGCCAGGCCUUCAUUUCCUGUUAUGUCGAUUGUUGGACCAGUUAUUGGAGUCAUUCUCAUUAUUCUCCUGCUCUUGCUGUGGCGCUACAGAAAGUCCAAAGAUUUAAACUGCAUCAGACUGAUUCAAUCAGAGAGCAGCAAUCAAACCGCAGCCACCAAUCAUGGAGGGACCCAGACUGAUAGUCCUGUUUACAGCUCACUGCUUCAUGGUGAACCUUCCCUCUAUGAGACGAUCCAUCCCAUCAGAACCUCAGGAAAUGAUGCAGAUGAGUCCCAACAGCUCAAAAACUUAAACAAAGAACUUGAACACUUCAGAAUGAGGGAGAGGCCUCAUCACCCAGCAGAAGGUUCUGUUUACGCCAAUUUUAAUCCAGGACAGGGGAGUCCUGCAGCAACAUAUGCAGCUGUGUAGGCUGGAGGCUGUGAUGGUUUAUUCUGCUGUAUAUUCCAUGAGAUAAAUGCUGUUAUCCUGGAUAAUUAUGUGCCUUUAUUACAAAGAUGUUAGAAAAUAUCAAGGAAGGGACAAUUAAUGAGAAUCGAGAACCUUUUAUUGUCAUCACAUGUUACCAAGUUAAAAUUUUCUUUGAGACAGACACCGGCUCAUGAUGUACAUGGAUACAUGACACAAAGAAAGAGCAGACUUAGUAUUUGGAGGACUGUGUUUUUUUCUCUUAUUUUUUUACAUUAAAGCAAGCAAGUUUGUAUCAUAGCCCAAGCUCAUAUCAGUCCCUUUGUAAAUGAUAUGAAAGGCUGUGAUGCUACAUGAGUGGAUUUCAAAUAUCAGACAUGCCUCCUUAGAUUGUUAUAGCAGUGAGCUGUCUUUUACAUGGAAUGUGUUUAUUGUCUAACAUAUCAAUGAACUGUAAU